Molecule: messenger RNA, 1359 nt
Organism: Symbiodinium natans
Lineage: Eukaryota; Dinophyceae; Suessiales; Symbiodiniaceae
Source: the annotation of a GenBank genome assembly
AUGGACUUCGCCAGCCGCCUUUCUGCAGUCCAAGCUGAACUGGCCGAGGUCCGCGCAGUGAAAGAUGGCGGGAAUUACCUGGGCAUCUCUGGCAGUGAUCUCGCAAGCUACGCCGAGGAGCUUCAGGAGAAGGAGCAGCUCCUACACCAGAUCACCAGCGCGCAGGCCGGGCCGAUAAGGCAACCUCCGAAAGGUCCUGCCAGCACCUUUGACCGCUGCCAACUGCCCAGUGUAGUCCAGCACCUUGUGGACUAUGAGGCGGUACCUUAUGAGGCAACCAAAGCACUCCGGGCCUUGGCUUCAUUGGCCUACAACGAGCCCUUGGAAGUUGUGAGGAGCCCACGCUGCGUGGAGCAGAUGCUGCGUGUUCUUCGGCUCCACCGGGACCGCGACACCCUCCAGGUCAUGGCCCUGCGCUGUUUUUGCCACCUCUGCUUCUCCGCGGAGGCGGUUCGGGCACUCCCAAGUGAGGUUUUGCCAGCAUUGCUGGAACAAGCCACGGAAGAGACCUCCAAGUUGGCUCAUGAAGCCAUGGCCCGUAUCCUCGUGGCCGAAGCUGAGAGGGCCGAUGCCAACACUCCCCGACUCUCCCCCGAGCUUUUCCGGCUGCAGGCGAAGCUGUAUGGGCAGCUUAUUUCGCUUGAGGGACCAGGGCGCACGCCCUUCAAGGACAUGCUCCUCCGACUAGCUGGAGAGCUCGUGCAGGCCAAGUACAUUGCCUCUCAGUUCCUUGCAGCAGCACCAGUCACGGAAAAUGCAGAAGAAAUGGCCCUGGGCUGGCUGGCAAUGCUUCAGCAGCUGCUUGCAACGGAUGGUGAACUGUCCGAAGCCUUGGUUGUUCCAGGCAUUGCCAUGGCGGCCACUUCUGUCAUGGACAUGCACGGAGCGGCGCUCAGCGUGCAGUCACAGGGUAUCGCUGCAUUGGCAGGGUUGGCGCGCAGGCGUCGUGGACCCAUGGCGAUCGCAGAGGCCAGCGGCGUGAGGCGUGCUGAGACAGCACUGGGCAUGCACGAGGAUGCUUCCCUGCAGAUGAGCUGUAUCUCCUUCUUGGUGUCAGUGCUAGACUGGCCCCUUCCAGCUCAGAAGCUCUGCGACGUGGACUUCGCUCGCGUUGUGAUGCUGACGAAGGAAGCCAUGCGACGGCAUGUGGAGGCCACUGCUCUGCAGGUCCUGGCACUCUCCAGCUUGGCCCGUUUGUUGGAGGUUUUGGUUUGUCGUGACGAGGUCAAGGCCAGUGGCGGUGAGGGCCUGAUCAAAACAAUCUUGGCGCACCACAAAGACAACGAACAGGUCUGGACUUGGGGACGAAUAGUGCUGGACAGCUUAGGUGCAGAUAGACACUGGACCUACCGCAACUGA